GUGCGUAAGAGCCCUAGAGAGGAGAAUAUACACUAAUAUUAUUAUUAUUAUUAUCAUCAUAAUUUUAGAAGAAAUGGGGGGGAGUGAGGCUUUUUUGAAGAUGAAACCAUACUUGGCUAUGGUGUCUCUGCAAUUCGGGUACGCAGGGAUGUACAUCAUCAGUAUGGUUUCCUUCAAACAUGGCAUGAGUCACUUCGUCCUAUCCGUCUACCGUCACGUUGUUGCUUUUCUCAUCAUGGCUCCCUUUGCCAUCGUUCUCGAAAGGAAAAUAAGGCCAAAGAUGACUCUCCCCAUCUUCCUGAGAAUAAUGGUGCUUGGUUUCUUAGAGCCAGUGCUUGAUCAAAACUUGUACAACUUGGGUAUGAAGUACACCUCAGCAACAUUUGGUGCCGCCAUUGUUAACGUCCUACCUGCUAUUACCUUCAUCAUGGCUCUUAUUUUCAGGUUAGAGACGGUGAAUGUGAAGAAGAUAAGCAGUCUCGCAAAGGUGAUCGGUACAGUAAUCACGGUGUCGGGAGCAAUGGUGAUGACUCUUUACAAAGGUCCGAUCCUCGAUAUAUUCCACAAUCACGGCCAUUCCAAUGAAACCUCCACCGCGGAGGCCUCCCAACACCACUGGGUCACCGGCACUCUCAUGCUCAUUGGAAGCUGCGCCGGUUGGUCUAGUUUCUUCAUUGUUCAAUCAUUUACGUUGAAGAAAUAUCCAGCAGAGCUGUCUCUCACAGCUUGGAUAUGCUUGAUGGGAGUGUUGGAAGGUGGAAUUGUGACGUUUGUGUUUGAACAUGACAUGCAUGUCUGGGUUCUAGGCUGGGACUCCAGGCUUCUGGCUGCUGUCUACUCUGGGGUAAUUUGCUCUGGGAUUGCAUAUUAUGUGCAAGGAAUGGUAAUCAGGGAAAGAGGACCAGUUUUUGUGACAUCUUUCAGUCCUCUUUGCAUGAUCAUCACCUUUGCUCUUGGUGCCAUCGUUUUAGCUGAACAAGUCCACCUUGGAAGCAUUGUUGGAGCCAUUUUCAUAGUUUUCGGACUCUACACUGUCGUUUGGGGCAAAAGCAAAGACCCCAUAGCCUCAACAGCACCAUUGAAAGACGACAAAACCCAAGAAUUGCCCAUCACGGACACCACCGCCAAACCAAUCGCCAUUGUUACUACCAUUAACAACAAUGCAACUUCAGAAAUGUCCAAGAUUUCUACAUCCCAGGGUUCUUAAUUAAGCGAAGAGAUCAAUCUCGAAAAAAAAAAAAUAUAUAUAUAUCGAAGAUUUUCGGAGGGUGGAGCAGCUUUUGUUAUGUUAGAUAAAAAGGUUUCACAAGAUUAUGUACAUCUCCUAGGAGGGAUCAUCGUAAUCUAAAAAAAAAAACUGUGAAACUUUGUUUUUAACUUUUUUUGAAGUAACUUGAGAGCAAGUAUAUUAAUGAUCAUGAUCUUAGCUACUUGUGUUUUGAU
Molecule: messenger RNA, 1443 nt
Organism: Morus notabilis
Lineage: Eukaryota; Viridiplantae; Streptophyta; Magnoliopsida; Rosales; Moraceae
Product: WAT1-related protein At4g08300
Exons: 7
Coding region: 74-1207 (377 amino acids)
Cellular component (GO): plasma membrane
Molecular function (GO): transmembrane transporter activity
Source: RefSeq, a predicted model, not a curated record